This is a messenger RNA of Girardinichthys multiradiatus, 1631 nucleotides long. Its product is annotated as very-long-chain (3R)-3-hydroxyacyl-CoA dehydratase-like. The record is from RefSeq and is a predicted model, not a curated record. Gene Ontology annotation, cellular component: endoplasmic reticulum membrane. The coding region runs from base 158 to 1237 and encodes 359 amino acids. Gene Ontology annotation, biological process: fatty acid elongation; sphingolipid biosynthetic process; very long-chain fatty acid biosynthetic process. NCBI's taxonomy places the organism in Eukaryota, Metazoa, Chordata, Actinopteri, Cyprinodontiformes, Goodeidae. Gene Ontology annotation, molecular function: 3-hydroxyacyl-CoA dehydratase activity. The transcript is spliced from 11 exons.
UGAAAUCUGUAUAGAAUAUAUUUCCGGAAGUCGAACCCUCCAUCUGUAUCUAUGGGUCCGUGGUGUUUGACAGUCUCGAUGAUGACUUCCAUUGAUCAAUCUGAAUGAAUUUCCUCCUUCUUCGUGGCGUGUAGUUAUCAGAAAACACAGCGUGGACAUGCAGAUCCUGACUCCUCAUGUUUACUGGGCUCAGCGGCACGGAGAGAUCUUUCUUAGGGUGGAACUGAGCGAUGCUACGAACGUUGAUAUCCGCUUGAUGGAAGACAACACGCUCCAGUUCAGAGCACAGGGUCAUGGAGCUAAAGGAGACAACCAGUACGAGUUCAGUUUGGAGUUCCUGGAACCAGUUAAACCUGAGAUCCACCAAAAGUCCACUCAGCGUCAGGUGGACAUCAAGAUCAAGAAGCGUGAAGAGCGCUGGUGGCAGCGUCUGACGCUAAGAGAAAAGAAACCUGUGUUUCUGGGUCCGGACUUUGACCGCUGGCUGGAUGAGUCGGAUGCUGAGGUGGAGCUCCAGGCCAAGGAGAAGAUCAACAAGAUAAGCGUGGAGUCGAGAGUUCGUAAAGACCCCUACCUCGGACUGAAGAAGGGCUACUUGUUCAUGUACAACCUGGUGCAGUUCCUGGGAUUCUCCUGGAUCUUCGUCAACAUGACCGUUCGACUCGUCAUCCUCGGUCAAGACUCGUUCUAUGACACCUUCCACACCGCGGCAGACAUGAUGUAUUUCUGUCAGAUGAUGGCCGUGCUCGAGGUCAUUAACCCCUUACUUGGGCUAGUUAAGACCAAGUUCUUUCCUGCUAUGAUCCAGGUGGCAGGGAGAAACGUCAUUUUGUUUGUCAUCUUCGGCAGCCUGGAGGAGAUGCAGAACAAAGCUGUGGUGUUCUUUGUGUUCUACCUGUGGAGCACCAUAGAGAUCUUCAGAUACCCGUUCUACAUGCUGGCCUGCAUCGACACCGAGUGGAAGUUGUUGACAUGGCUCAGAUACAGCCUGUGGAUCCCUCUGUACCCGCUUGGGGUUGUAGCCGAAGCGGUCGCUGUGAUCCAGUCCCUGCCCAUCUUCGAUGAGACCCGUCUGUUCAGCAUCCCGCUCCCCUCCGUGCUCGGACGAUCGUUGAGUUUCUCCUACACUCUGCAGCUCUACCUGGUCCUCAUGUUUCUGGGACUCUUCAUUAACUUCCGACACCUCUACAAGCAGAGACGGAGACGAUACCGAUCCAGGAAGAAGAAAGUCCAAUAACUGAUCCACGUCUUUACUUUUCAUACACCUGGCACCAGGUGUUUAAUUCCCUCUUAAUGCCUUUUUUUUUCAUUUUCUUACACUUUCACUUCGAACUGAUGGCAUCAUGGUGUCAUCAUUCCUCCACUUGGUGAACUUUCUUCUGUAAAUUCCUGCUGCACAAGCUCCAGGACUUACUUAAACUCUGGACAUGCUAGUCUGACACGUCCCUCACUGUCCAUUUGGGAAUUAAUUGGUUUAUAUUUAUUCAAGGGAAUAAAUUCUCCUUUUUAAACCCAAUGCUGAUAUUUUAACACAAUGAUAAAGUUAUUUACAGUGUUUUAUUUUAAAUAGUGUUAAAUAAGGUUGUUUUAGGUUCUGACAAAUAAACUCCCGUGGAGGAGUUGGAAUCCAG